AAACGCGGUACACGCACCGCUCUCGCCGUCGCGCCAUCCACCGCCUCCUCCCGCACCGCUAUCCAUGGACGGCGGGCGGUGGAAUGGCGACGACGCGUCCCGCGUUCGUUUACGAGAGCGCCGAGAGAUCACGUACGCGGGCAAGGAUAAGCCAGGAUCCCUUCCUUCGCCGCCGAGUUCCGUGCACGUGAGAUCGUGCCUCCUUCGGCGGCAAAGCGCGCCUCAAUCGUGCGUCCCGCACCUGCUGCUUCAGCAGCCGUCACCGGUCGUGCCCACCAGCUCCCUGUGUCGCUCUUCGCUGAAGCUUCUGGGCGGGACCAGCUGCAACCGGCUCCUAGCCCCACCGCAACACUACCCCUUUCGGUUUUAGUGUUUUCUGCGUUCUUCACCCCUCGCUCACCCGCCUCCCGUCCGAACGAGUAUACAGCGUCGAGGUUUUGUUUUUUCGGAAGGGCGCUCCUCUCGCGUGUGUGUGGCGACCGGGCUGGAAGCGGAAUCGGCCACGGGUGGAUCGGAGCCACCUGGACAUUGGAGGCGUUGAUGCGACGCAACUGCGUCGUCCCGAAGGCUGCUGCGAAGGCUCUGGAGUUGGACACGCGUCAAGGGACGAGUUUGAAGACGAAUCGGCGGACGGGACGUCGGGGCUACCGGAUUGCGUGGUAAACGAAGGCUGUCGCCCGGGCGGUUUUGCAUCGAUGUUGGGAUACGUGUAUGUGGACGCCGACAGCUGUGCGCGUAACAAGUUUGUGAGCCUCCGGGACUUUGCCGUUUCUCUGGUCGGAUGACUGAUUUAGAGCAAGCGGCUGACAGGAAUUUUCAACGUCGGAUGUGAGCGGGAACUUGAAGACUAGUGUUUGUUUUGACGCUUCAGAUCGAUCGAUCUGUCCUGGGCUGUUUGGACCUCGGCGUUGCGCACCUGUGACCUUCGAGAAGUGCGGCGGUCUUAAGUGAUCCCAGUUGAAGAGAUCAGUGUCGUCUUGAAGAGUAUUGCGCGCUUCCCGAGCUCACGUGACGGAAGACGUCGUUUCUUCUGCGCUUCGGAUUUCAUGGUGAACUGUAUCGACAUUUACCGGCAAAACGGACCGACACGGGUUUUCGACGCAGUGGCGAUUUUCGCAUCGGCAAGGUUCGAGAGAAGGAGUUGCUCACCAAGGCUACGAAAAAGGCCUGCGUCUUCGUUGAGACCGAGCUGGAGGACGUGAAAACUUUGUGUCGUGUAUCUUCCGGAACUGCCGAGACUUGGUCCUAUCCCCGUGAACCUUCUCCCUUGUGAGACAUCUCAAGAACACGAACGCCGCCCAUUCUUGGACGGGCAAGCCAAAUUUGUAGGAGUCAACCUUUGUCGUGCCAACAUCCUCGCAUCUUAGCAGCGUCAUUGGGAUGCAAUGUGCCGUGUGGCUCCACCUUGGCAAGCUGGAAUAUAGAAGCUCGAGAUUUGAACGCGUGAAUGGAUUUUCCUAGCGCCGAAGGUAUUGCAGCGCCCAUGGCGUGAACGGACUAGACGACGGGUGUGUGGUUAUCUUUCAGUUAGGCCCCCGGUAUAACGAAGCUUGGAAAGAGCGGCUGUGUCCGAGCAAGAUUGCCAGUCUGCAGAAGUGAACGUGCACCGACUUGACUUGCUCUGACGGCCACCCUGCGAAGCUUCACAGGACUUUGGCUGAACGUCUUCUAUAAUGACAGGUGUAUAACAACAGGUAGAAAAAGAAGACCGAAAAUAUUAUCGCGUGGCCAUCGGUGAAGGUAGCCGAGAAGCUGUGCUUUGCCACAUUGCGCCGCACAUACAAGACAGCUGUUCAGGUAGUGACCAUUGGCGAGAUCUCUAGCGGUCCCGUUUCCUUUUCUCCAAAGGCGAGAUACGUGAGAUUCUAGCACUGUACGGGGACGGUACCUUUUGUUGGCGUCUGAUGCAAGCUGAAAGGAAGACUGAAUAGAGAAGUGACGGAUGAAAAAAAAAAAAAAUGAAUGAAACUUUGAGCUGCAUGAAACGCCUCUCCUGGCAUCUCGGGACGGCUUUUGCCACGCGAGUGUUGUGAUAAACCCGUUGGGCCACACAAAGCGUGUUUACUUAUCUCAUUGACCCGCACAUUCCAGUGUUUUCGCUUGCCUUAUCGGCCACGUCACCUUGCGACAUCAGUCUCACGUCAGGUCCCUGUCUAUCCCGUCUGUUUUGCGAACGUCGAAUCCCUCCCGCGUUGGCCAAUUGUAUCAAUUACAGCUGUCGGAUAGUUUUUUGGCCGACACCCACCAGCAAGAAAAACACGCGUGACCUCACCUCAUAGCGAGUGAGAGCGCAGUCGCGCGCAUUCCAUCCGAGGCCGGAGCAGCCGUUCGUCUUGUUCAUGUACAUACACAGGUACUGCGAUCACGUCGCACGCUGAAAAGAGCGCAAGAGUGCGCGCGACAUUCCGGUAUGUUCAGCCAACGCCUGGGCGCGCCUCUCGAGAGCUUGUAAACUUCUUUCUCGCGCGAGAUCGCGCAUUUCGCAAGGACGCCUCCCGCGUGUGCCUGUUCGGGUACCUCGCGUACACAGGCGGAAGCACACCCCGUGGGCCACCUCUACGACGGUGUCGGCAGGCCUCCGCGACAUCCCUUCGCUUACGCAACGUACGUCGAUCUGUCUUCGUCGACGUAGCGUCGCUCGAGAGAUCGCAGUCUCUCGCGCAUCGGUCCUCGAAGCGGUGUACCAGGACUCGAUUGACAAGUCUCGCGAUUCGGAGAGUGAAGCCGUGUGACUCAGCCGUGUGUUUGUGUGUGGCGUGUUGUUUGUUUCGUUUUAUUAGCUUUCAAACGUAGCGUCAAGUCCAGUUUCACUGUGUGGCUGCGAUCGUCACCUUGACGUCGUGAUCGUGAUUGGAUCUGGAUGGCCUUUGGCGUUUACGGUGGACGUGCAGGUUCGUGCCGUAGGGUCUGCUGUGUGGUUGUGGAAAGGCCUUCCCAUUAAUCCUUUCUGCGUGGAGUUACUGCGGCCCACUUAGGAAUUCCGUUCGACUGAAGGAGUCAAACCAACACAAGCCGUCGAUCUCUGGAAUGUGUUUUUGAAGACCAGGAAUGCUGAAGGCAGGUGCGCGUUCUGCCUCUGGUGUGUUGCUGCGUUUGAGAAGUGAGGAACUUUGUGACCAGCGCGCAGAGAAGUCCUGCAGAAUGCGGGAGAACGUUCUUAACCAAUAGAAUCUGCGGGAUUACGUCAUGUGACUGUUAUCGGAGAGCCUUUCUGUCACUGCACGGAUACCGCUGUGAUCUGUAACCGACAGUACAUGUGCGUGAUUGAUGUCGGAACUCCUCGCGGUUAUCGAAGCAUUUACGGCGUUGAAGAACAGCGCGUCCAAAUGUUGUUGGACCCCUUUCCACUACGCAACCCCAAAAAUCGAGAUUAUUUCAAGCCGAUCAUGAUGUCCACGUUCGGACUCUAAGCUCCGCGAUCUCUUUCCCACGGUAGACGCGCGAGAAGAAUUCCGAGCCAAUGUCAGUCGAGAUGUUGACGAGCGGCCUCGAAGACUUGGAGUGGGCGCGGGCCGCCGAACCCGAUGGUCCGUUCGCGCCGUACUUCCUGCCACUGGAACGACGCAGCCAAAGCUUCGUGGAUCUGUGCGGCGCCACCAGUCAGGGCGUGCUGUGCUAUCCCAGCGUACGACAGCAGCGUAGCCGAGACGAUGCCGACAGCGUGUCGCGCAGCGGCGUCCACGUCUCUCGGCGGCGUUCCACCGCCGGCGUGUUCCGGCGAGGACUCAAGGCGCUCCGGCGAAGCUUCAGCGCCGAGAACGGAUCGAAGCUGGGCAUGGCACCUUUGUCAAGACCCCAGAGCCAUCCGGGCACUCCCUGUCGGCAUGCCCACGACGCCACUGCCCCCCGGACUGCCACCUGCCGGCAACCGGGGCGUGUGCUACAUCGGCGCGGCCGGUUCGCUGGACGACACUGGCGUGACCAGCAGCGGCAACCCCGGACGGGAUAGCCCGAGCGGAGGCAGCGUCGAGUCUCGACACAGCAGCUCCAGCCUUGACUCCGGCCGGGGGUCUUCGUCCAGUUCGUCCGCCGAUUCCAAGGUGGCGCACCGGCUGUCGACGGGCAGCCAUGGCUCGUCGAGCAGCCUGACGCUGACGAGCAGCGUGGGGAGCCACAUGAGUAGCCUCACCCCGGAGGUGGUCGUGCUCUCGCCCCUCAACGUGGCCGGACUACUCGUCAACGGAGUCUCGAUGGCACCUUUGUCAAGACCCCAGAGCCAUCCGGGCACUCCUGUCGGCAUGCCCACGACGCCACUGCCCCCCGGACUGCCACCUGCCGGCAACCGGGGCGUGUGCUACAUCGGCGCGGCCGGUUCGCUGGACGACACUGGCGUGACCAGCAGCGGCAACCCCGGACGGGAUAGCCCGAGCGGAGGCAGCGUCGAGUCUCGACACAGCAGCUCCAGCCUUGACUCCGGCCGGGGGUCUUCGUCCAGUUCGUCCGCCGAUUCCAAGGUGGCGCACCGGCUGUCGACGGGCAGCCACGGCUCGUCGAGCAGCCUGACGCUGACGAGCAGCGUGGGGAGCCACAUGAGUAGCCUCACCCCGGAGGUGGUCGUACUCUCGCCCCUCAACGUGGCCGGACUACUCGUCAACGGAGUCUCGGACACUGAGGUGCUUACGACGUGGCUGAAGAACCUUCACUUCGAAGAGUACACGCACCUGUUCCUUCAGGCAGGCUACGACAUGCCUACCAUAUCACGGAUGACCCCAGAGGACCUGACAGCCAUUGGCAUCACAAAGCCAGCGCAUCGGCGGAAGCUCAAGUCUGAGAUCAGCAACCUCAAUAUUUCAGAUGGGAUUCCAGACUACAAACCGGACAAUCUUCUCACGUGGCUGAAACUCCUGAGGCUUGAGCAGUACUACGGUUCGCUGUGUCAGCAGGGCUACGCCACCGUCGACAGGGUGGCUGAUCUCACCUGGGAAGACCUUGAGGACAUUGGUAUUCAAAAGCUAGGUCAUCAGAAGAAGCUGAUGCUAGCCAUCAAGAAGGUGCGCGACCUCAACAGCGGUUCGCGGCAGGCAAUGCAUUAUGGGGACGCACGGCACUCGAGCGUCGACAUGGGCCAGCUGCUGGCAGCCAGGCCCGGCUCACACGUUCCGGUACCGAUGGGCCACCCGUACCAGGCCGUGCCAAGCGUGAAUCAGCCGCCGUGCGAGAUCGCGCCCCCGCAUGCCAACGCGGUGCCGCCGCUGCGGUCGGACACGGACCCGAGCACGCCUCAGCUGAGGACGUUCAGGCAGCAGUCGCCUCCGCGGAUGGGCGGCAACUUCUACCGCGCGGGCAGCGGGGACAGCCUCAUUCUGCAGCAACAGCACUUCAGCGGGCCCUCCUUCCACCAGCCGCCCAUGCAGGGAGCUGACCUGUACCAGCACGACUUCGUGUCGAUGCAGGUUCGUUCGCCCAAUCGGGGCCGUUCCCUCGAAAGUUUAGAGGACGGUGGCCCCGCGUACCAGAGUCACUCGUCAGCACCAUAUCAGCCGCAGUACCAGGGGUACCACCACAACCCGCCGCCUUACCAUGCCCCUCAGUCAGACUGGUACCAUAUGGUCAGCAGUUGGCGGCAGCACGGCUACGACACUGACUCCGAAGUGGUCCGACAGGUGUCUCAUGGCUACGACUACGGCUACGAACCGGAUGGAACAGCCACCCUGCACCGGCCACGAGGACUAGUGAAACCCCGGCCGGUGGCCAAGGUGGCAGCGAGGGCGCUGCUGGACAGCCCCGAACUGGACUAUGAUCCCAAGGACCUUGACCCCAAGCUGUCCUCUGAUUGGCCGGACACAGGUGGUGGGGCCAAACGCAGCCCUGCCCCGACUCCACCCAAGCGUACCAACUCCAUCCGGAGGCAGCAGGAAGCCAACAUAGCUGAGACGGCAUUUGCCACCUGCGUACAGAGCCUCACGUCCAGGUUCACCAUGGCGACAACGCGUGACGAACCGCCACUCCCUCCACCACCCCCGCCAGCAACGUCAGCGAGCAGUGUGACGGACGAGGCUCUGCAGGCGCCACUGCCGCCCCCACCGGCCAUGUCGACCCCCAACUCUGCCUCCUCGUCGGACGGCGAGCUCUCGCCCAGCGGCACCCUGGUCCGCCGGAAGGACUCCAACGGGUCCAGCGUCUCGUCGGAGUCCCUCCCGUUCGCCUGCGAGAACGUGGGCACCAUCAAGCAGAGGCCAGGAGAAGGUGUGCCUCCGCCCUUGCCCCAGCACGGCACGUCUUCUGCGCCUGCCGGUCUGUCUCCCACUUCCGGUACAGAGGAUGGACUGGACAAACCGCCUCAUCGCACCAGCCCACCGACGACGACAACGGACGUCCGGAGUCCCCCCGAAGAAGUUCCUGUUAGAGAUGUGCCCAGGAGCUCGCCCCCAUCAUCACGCGAAAAAGCUACAGCACAAAAACCCACCGUCCCCCCUCGCCCCGUAGACAAACUGUCCCUGACGGCGGGCGGUCGCCUGAUGGCGCCAGCACCGUCGUCAUCCUCUUCGGGAGACGUGAUUCACGACAUUGAGCACAUGCUGGCCAGCUUGACCGACCAGUUGGAUGCAAUGCUGGAGAGCGAACUCAACCCCUGAGCUUUCUUCCCUCUUCUCUCGCACUUGAUUUCUGCUCUUUUCAUUUUUUUGAACGUUUUUCUGCCGCACACUGCUUGCACGUUCCACUUUUUGCCUUUCCCUUCCUGGUGGCACUGCAUUCUUGAUUGGUCACUCGCAGUUGCACUUCUAAUUUUGUGUGAUGUAACAAUUGACGCUAUCAAUUUUUGCACAAUGUGCAUUUGCUGAAAUUCUAUCAGUCCUGCUCUCAAUUCUGGUAAUGCAGAACUUGAUGACUUUGCAGUUGAAGGAAAUGCAGACACUGCUUAACCACAAGGGUCAUCACUUGGCGAUGUACUUAUUGCUGGCAUUUCUGAUUCCACCCAAACGCACCAAUCGAUGAAUUCCCUUGCUACAUAUCAUUAUUAUUAUUAUUCAUUCUUUUUGUGCUUUUGUUAGCCAGUUUGCAAGUGAUCAAUCGAGAAUAGACCACACCCGGUCUGGCCUUUGAGUUUCACUACAAUGCUUUCAGCUUGAUUGCAUUAUGCCAGGCAUUCUUUUUCUUCUCUUCCUUUCAUUUUCUCUGUUUUUUUUUGUUUUUGUUUUGUAUGCUGUUCGCCCAUCUUGUCAUUGAAGCUGUCGUCUUCUCCGACAGCUCUCUUCAUAUCUGACUAGGCUUGCCCCUGCUUUUCAAUCGCACACAUCCCACCCAUUGGUCACUCCUUUACUUCUACUGCAUACGCUUUCUCACAACCGACGUCACAUACUCUGGUUCUUUCCGUUGUCCUGGGUUUUGUGAGCAGCCUGCAUCUAACGGAACGUGGCGACGCCCACUCUCCUGGCCACCGGUGUGUCCUGGUCGGCAAGGAUACGGAAAAAAAAAAAACGACGUCGGCCCCGACGAUAGCUGGACUACAAACGGUCAAGCAAACCAGCUGUGAACGCGAACUGCGCAUUCUCUUCCGACCUCCGCGUAGAUUGUCACUGUUCCCCAACUCCUCUUCCGCAACACUUCCACCCUCCUCCCCCGUUGACUGCCAAAGUGCACAAAAUGUGUCCGUGAUGUUGACGAACAGACUCCUCCGCCGUGAUGCGCUGUGUCAACUCUUCCGCACUUGCAACAUGCCACAUCGUAGCAGUGGAUCUCUCCCCGGUGCAACAGCUGGUGACAAUGGAAGCACUCCGUGUCAUCUUCCUGGAAGAGUGACUUUGUUGUCAGUAGGACUUUUAAAGCACCUGUGCCUGAAUCGACCGUGGCAUUGUGUGACGCCCGUUGUGCGAAUCUUGUGUUCGCUCUGUUGUUUUGCUCGUGAGGCCCAAUAUUGGGGAGGCUUUUAUUGUGUAAGCAUCUGUGCUAGAAACUAGCUGCAUUGCGCGGACCCGCGUUGUUCUGAAUGAUUCGCACGUGUCUCCUCGGAGCAAGAUUCGUUGCUCGUGCUGACUGGUGGUGCUCGGUUUUGAAUGCUGUAAUCAUUUGCACUCGCUGCGUUUAUGUGCUUGGCACUUGAUUUUCUGGCACUAUGAAUUUAAUUGUAAAGUUGUAAGUAAAUUGUGGGAAGCACACACAAAAGAAAGUUUGGGUCUGGAAUAUGUUUUAAUGCAUUGUGACGUAAGCUCAAGCACAUAUCUGAGCUUUAAAUGGGUGUGUGUGAGUGGCAUGACCCACGUAAUGUGAAUCAUUGCUUGAGCUGUUCUUUUAUAGAUCUUUUAAAGACCAUGUUAGAUUUGGUCAAUGGGCACCGCUGCAUUCAAGAUUACUGGGACGCUAACAUAAACAUUGCCUCGUUGUUUUUAGCGGUGGUGCUAUGUUAAUGCACUUGUUCAUCAGAUGUGUCGGUGCAACACUCUUGCUGUUCUAAGAUUGGCCUUUACACUGUGCAUUGGUCAGGAUCGUCACAAAGCUUCCACGUUAACAGCUCGCUUGCAGACUUGCAAGAGUUGUUGUAAAAGUAUGGUAAAGCAAGUUUGUACAUGUUAUGCACAAUUGCACUCUUUUCUUUGAGAAAGUUCCGUUACACUCUUAAGUGCAGUAGCGGAAAGAAAAUUACAUAAAUUAAAAAGUCUGAUGGUGAGCUAUUGUAGCAGCUUGCCAGCAAGAUGCUAGAAUGUUCACAGUGUAAAGUCCGUGUCAACCAAUUCGUUCGGGCAUGUCCAGAAUCACACACUAGCUACAAGGCUUGACGACGCACACAUAUUCUACAGAGUAAGUGGUCAAGCUACUGCCAAGAGGGCUCGGCGAAUCGUCUGUACGCAAUAUAAAUCCCGCCUACGUCUUUUCCGGCCUCUAUCUCUCUCUGUGAAGGUGGAAAGUAGACACGAUUGCCGUCACGCUGCUUCAUGGUGUGAAUGUUCUGUCUGUUAGCAACAUCAGAGCAGCGUGACGUUUUGGCAGUUUGUAGCAGACGCCGUACAGUCUCGUGUACAUACGCCCUAGGAGAGGCGCUGCCUAUAAUAACCACAGUCCCCCCGAAUCAAAGUUUCGAAGGGCCCGCUGCGGCCGCUCGAGAGAAAGUACAAGUUCCUUUUCUGUUCUCUUGAUGCCCCCGUCCCUCGGGUCUGAACGGUUGCAGCCGUGGGGAUGAUGGUGUAGUGAUGGUGAUGCCGUUUUGAACGCACGGCAGGUGAUUGCUGUGGUGUGUCUAGGAGCAGUCAUGUUGUGCAGAUUACUUGUGGACUCUAAUUGGCUUGCAUUGUCAAAAGGUUGUCUUAUGAGUUGGAGCCGGACGUUGCUGCUUCAUAAUCUCGUCAAAAGUUUGCGGGCCGUGGAAUCACAGAAAAAGUUCAAUUUCCACGAAGCUUUGACACUUACUCUAGAAUUCAUGAUUACAGCCUGCGAUAAUAUGUCUGACAAGCGUACUGGUCUUCUAUCAAGCUGUGUGAUCAAACUGUACGGAAAUUUAGCUUUUCUUGUGGAACCGGCAUUGUGCAAACUUUUCGACGUUAGCCAUGCCUUAUUCUCACCGCUUAGUUGUACUCACUUGUGUUCAGUACGUCAUGCAAACCAAUAUGUUUGUUUACCGAGCACCGCUAAUAGUAGAUUCUUGUUUUAAUGAAGUCAUAUCUGACGUGAACAUACCUUCCUUAUUUGUUAUAAGCAUAUGUAUUUUCAUUACACGCUGAUAUUGCCAAAAGAAAUUUGAGAUCUGCUUCAUUAUAUAUCUAGUAAUUUGUUAUAUUUAUGUUAUAUCGAGGUUAGACUGUACUGUUUUUCUUGAAGGUUCGAGUACAGAAGAUAUUUACGUACUUAUUUCGUUAAUCUUGCAAGGAAGAAAAUACGGCCGGUUAUCCCAUUUUGUGCCAGUGAUGGCUUGGAGAUAAUUGCUAUAUCAGGUAGGAUUACUUCACAGGCGUAGACCUCUUCUAAGCUUGUACUGAAUCCGCAACAUGCAUAAUUUGGGGUCUAGGUUCCGAGGCUUCUGCGGCAAAACUGCUGUUUUUAAUUUUGUCCCGCUCUCAAAUGACUGGAAUUAAGUUUCCACUGCCUGUUUGUUGUGGCUCUGGGAAAGCAACAUGUUACUAAAUGCUCCAAGAAUGUAAUUGUUUUGAUGGAUGUUAACAGAACGGGAAGUACUGUAUUUUUCAAUCUGUAGUGAGUACCUGCCAUCAUAGUCUACGAUGCUGAAUUUUAGUGCAAGGAAAAAAGAAAACCAAAAAAAACUUCAGUCUGUGGCAGUGAUAAUAUGCGACUUAGGCAACUUUUUACUAUAUCAAGGCAACUUUCUACUAAUAACAAGAAUCUGAGGACAACUUUAAAAGUAACCACACAAACGCUAAAAUUGGUUGGUGACUGGUUAGUAUCGAUACGUGAUGUUGCCUAUCGCUGCGACAUCGGGGUGCUGAAGAAGUUUACACAUAAUGAAGUGUAGUGGCUGAGUCGCCACCAUGCGUAAUCUGCACAGCCGCUGUUGUCUACGAUGCUCCACAGCAAUUCUGCUGCAAGUACCCUUGGUAUCCUUCGUCUGCUACGGAAAUGUCUUUACUUACGAAGUCGAUGGUUGUUUUGCCAUGUCUUUUUUGUUGCUGCCUUUUGUUCCACAGCUGGUCAGUGGAAAAUGAAGAAAAAAAAAACAAAAAGGUCGAGAGGGUUGGCAUCUUGAUGUGGUGCGAGAUGCUUAUAUACAGUACUUGGGGCCGUCAAACUUUGGCGCUCGCUUGCAUUUCGAGUUUGUUUUUGCUUCAUGCCACAGUGUUUUCUUUUUUUUUUGUCAGGUGGUAAACGCGUGACAGUAUCCAUUAUUUUCAGAAUGAGUGUGGUGUUAUGCCUGUGUGUCAACUCGUUGUCGCUUUGGUGAUGUUUGUUCCGGAUGCGGCCUUUUUCUUCAUCCAUGCUUUUGUCAUAUGAACAAAAAUGUUCACACGAGAUGUGCAUAUAGUUUUAGUCCGUUAAAUUUCCUCGCGUGGCUGCGGUUGCCCCUAAACUUCCAAGGCAGUGCAGAAUGAAUGGUACAGUGUUGAGUUAUCACACUCACUUUUUUUGUGUGCUUGUUUGUUUGCUCGUCGGACAUACAUGCUCGAUUUAGCUUAUUCUGUAUCUAUUUUGUGAGCUGGUUGUGUACAUGUCAUGUUCACCUGCGAAACAUGCUGUGAACAUUACAUGAUCGAUGCAUGUCCUGUAAGCAGGUGCUGUUCUAUAACUAUGAUGUCUUCUUCUUUCUCUUUCUUUUUUUUCAUUUUGAAGCAGGUCAAGCAUUCUGAGGGUGAUAGUUCCUUUUGAGACCGAAAUUGUGCUGGGCAGAUUGUUGCCUGCAGCAACCGAAACCUGCUUGCGUAAACCGAGUGCUUUGUUUCUGAAAGUACCGCAAUGUAGUUGUUAAAUAUUUCAGCCUCAAGACACAUUUGUUCAUACACCUGGUCUUGGUUUGGAUAGAAAUGCCUUAUUUGUUAAAAAUUUCGUUUCAUGUCUGCUGUUAAAAUUGAUUGACAUUCAGCCAGUAAGCGGCAGAACUGCAGCUGUCGGUACUUUGAUCGGCAAAGUGUUGCGAUGACUAGUUUUUCACUGGGCCUGGAGUUGUCAUCAAAGUGGGUAGGCGGUUUUUCUACAUUCUUGUUAAUCCACGAGUGGCCGUGCAACCACCCUUUGCUGAAGACACCAUUUUCCUAGUGAUAGCACAGGAGUUGCGAGUUUGAACAUGCACAUCGUAGAGGAAAGAAAAAAAAAAAAAAAAAAACUUGCACAACCACUACAACACUUGCAUUCGUUUCAUUGAUUGAACUGGCUUUUAUAAAUCUUAAUCAGUCCCAUUUUCCUCGACGGUACCCCUGUUUCAAGGUUCUGGAAGGCAAUAUAUAGUAGUAGAUAGAUUCCGUUUGUCCGCAGCAGCUGACAAUCUAGCAUUCAUCGUAUUUGAAGGCUAAAAUCCCCCUGAAAGAAAUGAAAAAAAAAACAACAACACCAAGGAUGCUGGUUUUAGAGCACACUUUUAUAAACAUUUAUUGUGCAUGAAUGCCACUGAAACAAAAAAAAAAUUAUUGAAUACCAUCCAAUUCUACUGAGUUCUCGUUCAAAUUGCAUACUUCAAAUACCUGGUGUCUGAGACUUCCUAGCAGGCGGGACUGUCUAUUUCAAAUUAACAUAUCUGAUUGCAGAUAGCGAUAGGUUCCAUAGUAACUGUUUUGAUGUGCUAAAGCAGUUGCAUGAGAAGAUUAGAUAUUGAUGUUUUAGGGACAGUAUGUGGCACACAUCGUACUGAAUUGCUGCAGUGUACAGUGCAACAUUUUACACUUUAUUCCGUUAGCCUUGGAAGCUGAAGGCAAGUUAAAACAUAUCGCCUUCUUCAAAGUCUGUGGGACAUACUUUGUAGCUUUUUUUUGUUUUCGUUUUUAUACGUAGACUCGUGUCUAGCCUACUUAGUGACUAGGACACUGUGACGAACAUAGGUGUGUCUCAUUUUAAAACCAGCAUCGUCGUUCCUCUCAUGAGAGAUAGUCAUAGCCAGCAGAGUUUUUCAAAUCAUAGUGCCAAAAGAUAACCACCCCCACUAAUUGCAGAAAAAAAAAUGUCAUUUGGGAAUUGUGGCUCUACAUUUUGUUCACUCAUGAGAAUCAUUUCACCUGAACACUCUUCUCUGCAUGCUUGCGUCAUUCAUUGAGCUGAUGACGUGUUCGUGUUUGAACCACGCUCACCCUUGGACUGCGAGCAUGGCAAGAAAAAAAUGUUGAAGCAAGUUCGGUGUUGUUUUGUGGUCGUAGACUAAAAAGGGUGUAGAGGAAACGAGGAGGAAGCUGAAAAAGAUGUUUUUUUCUCCACUCUGCAGCGGUUAGAUAAUCGAUGUGUCAUAGACUAUUAACUAUUUUUAGAGAACUCGGAGCCACAGAGGGUUGAUGAUGCUGGCCCGAGCUAAGAGAGCAUAGUGUCUUGUCUCGAUGCCUCAAGUGUUCUGUUUUUUUCACCUGUGUCCUUUACUGGCGAUUUCUUUCUCCCCCUUUUGAAAAUAAAAGCAGAGUUCUGAGGACAGAAAGAAACCCA
This is a messenger RNA of Dermacentor silvarum, 12999 nucleotides long. Its product is annotated as caskin-2. Gene Ontology annotation, biological process: cell surface receptor protein tyrosine phosphatase signaling pathway; axonogenesis. Lineage: Eukaryota; Metazoa; Arthropoda; Arachnida; Ixodida; Ixodidae. Gene Ontology annotation, cellular component: focal adhesion; axon. Gene Ontology annotation, molecular function: signaling adaptor activity; protein phosphatase binding. The record is from RefSeq and is a predicted model, not a curated record. The transcript has 17 exons. Bases 3525 to 6575 code for a protein of 1016 amino acids.